CGAAGCUGAAGGCUGCCAAUUUAUCCUCGCCACUAAUUAUCUCCAGCCGUGACUGAAAGGUGGUUUUACGCGCAGAUUGAAAGGGAGCGGUGGAAGGACAGCAGUCUGUUGCGAUGAAAACAAAGUGGCGUUUCUAUAUUUUGUGGAGUGUUUUAUCACUUGGCCUCCUCAGCUGUGCAGUGGACACUUAUGAAUCUCCAUUUACUAGAAGGAAAAAGGUUUUCAAACUGGGUACGCCAAAAUCCAAACCAAUUAAACUGUCGACAACAGAAGACAGGAAAUCUGCCAGCACUUCUCCAUCUCAUCUCAGUUCCCAAAGGCCCGACCCUCCUCCGACACCUGGAGAACAUCGAUCCAAGCGACAAGAUAAGCCCGAGGCAAAGCUCCAGUCGGACUUUGCUUACCUCCCAGACGUUUCUGUAACCUGCUCCACGUCUGACUUUGUCGUGAGGGUCAAACCAUCUUUCUACGGUCUGGGCGCAGAUGCAACGGAGCUGAAAUUAGGAAGCACCUGCAGAAGCAACGGGGUUCUCAGACCGUACGGCGACCUGCUUUUCACGUAUCCUCUGACAGCGUGUGAUGCCGUGCGUCAGUCACCAGACGGGUAUCUUGUCUACAAAUUCGUGCUUCAUCAUGAGCCUUCGCCAAAACGUUUCCCAAGCAGAGCGCACCGGAUCGAUGUCGACAUUGAAUGCCGAUAUCAAAGGAACCAUCAUGUGUACCAACUGACUGUGCUGCCUAUCUGGAAGACUGCUGUUGUGCGUAAAAGGCUGAAAGGAGGUCCGAAUGACUUCCAGAUCGAGUUGAUGGACGAUUCAUGGAGCAGACCGGCCAAGUCCCAGGUGUACCAGCUUGGAAAGACUGUUAAUUUCCAGGUCUCUGCUCUUCAUCAUCCAACUGGUGGGAAACUGUACAUCAAUAGCUGCUAUGCUACACCAUCCAGUGGCUCUAAAUCAUCCCUCAAAUACACUAUCAUUGACAAUUUUGGCUGUAUGCUGGACAGCAAGAGAGACCCAGGGGCCUCUCAGUUCAUCUCUCGGACAGACAAGACGCUGAGAUUCUCCCUAGAGGCUUUCCAGUUCACUUCUGACCCUGACAUGGAGGUCAGUAUUCACUGCAGAUUGUUUGUCACAUCUGAGGACCCAGGUCCUUCACACAAAUCAUGCACCUACAGAGGAAACAGGUGGAAGGCCCUUACUGGUGAUGACUCCAUUUGUAAAUGCUGUGAUUCACAAUGUGUGACCUCUAAACCCCGGAGGGCCAUGAUGGAAGGCUCUGCCAGCAGUGGGUCAUUGCUGGUCUCUAAUCAGCCGUACACAGCAGAAGAUGGCUUUCUACCAGUCAGUUCCUCCUCAGUCAGCAUGAGCAGAGAAGGCGAGGCCACAAUCAAUCAUUACAUUGAUGAGCUGCACAGUCAUGAGAACCGGUGGGAAAGUGCAGAUGUAGUAAAAUAUGAUGAUGCUGAUGAAGAAGAGCAAGUCUACACAGAUGAUGAAGAGGAGGAGGAAGAGCUUGAUGAAGAAGGAAGUGGGGUUAUCCUUGGGGUGAUAGCAGAACCUGAUUUAGAUGAGUUAGGUUUUAGGGAGAGGGUCUUAGUGGAGGAGAAACAGUCUGAAGUGACUGAUUCAGAUCAGUUCAAAGAGGAUCAGUCUAGGUAUACAGUACAAGAGCAUUUUACAGAGAGUGAAAAAGAAGAGGAGAGAUUUGAAGGAAGAGAUGAGAUCUCUGAAGUACAGCAGGCAAUCCAUUUGAAUCAGAAGGAAGGUAAAGUGUUGCGUCACUGGGUGCAGUUGGGGCCAAUGUUACCAUCAGAAGUCAGUUUACAGGGGGAGUUACAGCCACUGGUCUCUGAAGGUGAAGAAGAAAACAGGAAACAUACGGGUAGCAGUGAAGAGGUUGACAGGAUGAUAGCCUCUGAGGUGGAGUGGAAGAAGGAUGAUGGUCUGGCAGACUUAGUAGAUGAUAAGGAGAUGACCUGGUAUUUCACAUGGCGGUAGUAUUAGUUUAAUGAAUCGAUCAGUACUCUGCUUAAAGACUGUUGUAACUCUCCAUAUCAGGAUAUUCUGACUCAUUUCAAUAAAAACAUGAAAAUGCA
This is a messenger RNA of Siniperca chuatsi (mandarin fish), 2095 nucleotides long. RefSeq lists its product as uncharacterized. The transcript is spliced from 8 exons. The record is from RefSeq and is a predicted model, not a curated record. Gene Ontology annotation, cellular component: extracellular matrix. The coding region runs from base 114 to 1997 and encodes 627 amino acids. Gene Ontology annotation, molecular function: acrosin binding. Lineage: Eukaryota; Metazoa; Chordata; Actinopteri; Centrarchiformes; Sinipercidae. Gene Ontology annotation, biological process: binding of sperm to zona pellucida; positive regulation of acrosome reaction; egg coat formation.